This is a messenger RNA of Cucurbita maxima (winter squash), 3004 nucleotides long. RefSeq lists its product as uncharacterized. Bases 659 to 2674 code for a protein of 671 amino acids. The record is from RefSeq and is a predicted model, not a curated record. The transcript has 3 exons. Lineage: Eukaryota; Viridiplantae; Streptophyta; Magnoliopsida; Cucurbitales; Cucurbitaceae.
UUUGAGCAUCUCUGUAGAGCUGUGAGCGCAUUUGUAUGUCUCUUUCUCAAUCUAACCCUUUGCCUCAUCCCUCUCUUCCUUCUCCGCCGGCGCCUCCAUCUCCCUUAAAUUCUCCGCCUUCUCUUCCCCAAAUCGCCGCAUGAAAUUUGAUCCAACUCUCAGAUUGAAGACUGAUGGAACAAGUGGGGUUUUAUUUAGUUUUCUCUGUUACAAUUUGGAAGACAAUUCAGCCCAAAUUCUCCCCCUUCUAUAAAAGAAAAGAACAAUAAAAAUAAAGAACCGUAUUCAAGUUCAAAAUUUAGUAUUAGAUGUUCUGGUUGUGGCUUACAGCUGAAAAAGGUUGAUUGAUAACCAAUAUGCCUCUUUAGAGGCUUUAAGUUUCCUUGGAUUCAUCAAUAUUUGGUGCAUGUGAUACCCUGAAGGUCUAUUGAAUUGUAAAAGAUGGAUAGGUGUGACACUUCGGGAUUUGUUAGUGGGGGUGGUAUCUUCUUUUUCAGAAACAAUUCAUCCUAGUUCCUUGGCUUCUUUUUAUUUUUCCUCAACAUAUUAGAAAACAAAAUAGAAGUAGUUUCAUAGCUUUUCAUUUUUAAAUCCUGGAAGUCAGGGAGGCUGGUCUAAUUCAAUUCGGUCUUGGUAACAAUAUUUUAACUAUAAUUUAAUGGGCUCGAGCAUUCAGAACUUGAAUUUUGCUGCCAAUUAUUCUUUGAAUGUACUAAAGAUUUUGGGGAAGUCUUUCCAAGAUGGAAAAACUGCAGCUGGAGACAGUGCAGAUACCAUUCUGCGACUUGAUUCUACUGGUACUGGAUCUUCGGUCCCCUGUAGGUCCAUAUCGAAGGGAAUGAAACGGAAGUGGAGUUUGGUUGAGAAAUCCGUGGGUGGUCGGUCAGUUGGGUCUUCUUUGUCUCUUGGGUUUGUUCAUUCCUCAAGUUCUUCUGAUAGUAAGGGGAGUUCUGCAACUGAAUGCACCAGAGUGUCCUCUGCUAAAGACACUGAUGAGGAAUCCUCAAUGAUACUUGAUCUGGAUUUUUCUCUCAAUCUUGGUAAUGAUAAGGUAGCUAGCCCUAAAGAACCUGCCAAUAAGUCGCUUAAAGUACAUAAAUUUAAACCGAAGGAUGACUUGGAGUUAAGUCUCUCAACUGGGCUAUGUGAAUCUGAUGUCACUUCAAUUUAUCAGGGUAUUCCUUCACUUCAGUUGUCAAUGGAGAAGCCAUUGACAUUUGUUGAAACCUUAAACACAGAUGAUGGAGAAACAUCAUGUGGUUGGAAGCCAGGAACCGUCCAGCCAGUCAUUUCUACCUCGUUGAAUCCUCAUGUUGGCUACAUUUUUCACCCAGUUACUGAGAAAGUGAUGCCACCUGCAAAUGUUCCAGACCUUUCCUCAAGCGUUUUAACCGUACCCAAAAGCUCAGUCACCUGUACUUCCGGGAUAACACAACAGCUUCAAGAACGAUUUAGUCGUAGUAGUAAUUCCAAGAUAUGUCAAGUUGAUGGAUGUGGCAAGGGAGCCAGAGGUGCAUCUGGCCGUUGCAUAUCACAUGGUGGCGGUCGGAGGUGUCAGAAACCUGACUGUCACAAGGGAGCUGAGGGUCGCACUGUAUACUGCAAGGCCCAUGGAGGUGGACGGCGAUGUCAACAUUUGGGUUGUACCAAGAGUGCAGAAGGACGCACAGACUAUUGUAUUGCCCAUGGUGGGGGUCGAAGAUGCAACAGUGAAGGAUGCACUCGAGCGGCAAGAGGGAAAUCAGGAUUAUGUAUUCGUCAUGGUGGUGGCAAGAGAUGUCAAAAGGAGAACUGUACCAAGAGUGCAGAAGGCCUCUCCGGUCUUUGCAUCUCUCAUGGUGGUGGUAGGCGAUGCCAAACGCCUGGGUGCACUAAAGGUGCACAAGGGAGCACCAUGUACUGCAAGGCUCAUGGUGGGGGGAAAAGGUGUACGUCUCCUGGUUGUACCAAAGGUGCUGAAGGUAGCACCCCAUUUUGCAAGGCCCAUGGUGGUGGUAAAAGGUGUGGAUUCCAAGGAGGUGGUAUUUGUACAAAGAGCGUCCAUGGGGGUACCAACUUCUGUGUGGCACAUGGUGGGGGCAAGAGAUGUGCUGUUCCUGAGUGCACAAAAAGUGCUCGGGGAAGGACAGACUAUUGCGUGCGUCACGGUGGGGGAAAAAGAUGCAAGUUUGAAGGGUGUGGCAAGAGUGCACAAGGAAGCACAGAUUUUUGCAAGGCACAUGGUGGAGGAAAGAGAUGUUCUUGGGGUCAUCCUGGGUCCGAGUAUGGCACCCGACCGUGUUGCCCAUGCAAUUCAUUCGCAAGGGGGAAGAUGGGUCUCUGUGCUCUUCAUAGUGGCCUGGUGCAAGACAAGAGGGUUCAUGGGGGAGUCUCACUUGGAUCUAUUAUUCAGGAGCCUAAUCUCAGCCAGAAGGAGAAGAUGAAAGGAGUAGUCAGGGAAGAUUACAUGAAUGAAGAUCUCAUCAAGGUAGGAGGCAAAGUCGGUCCAAAUCUUGCACAUGUUGCAGGCAGUGAAGCAGGAGAACCGUCGAUCAUUCCCGAAGGUAGGGUGCACGGUGGAAGUUUGCUGGCAAUGCUUGCUUGCAGCUCAGGGUUAGGCUCAAGUAGUAGAAAUGUAAUUUCUGGUCCCGAGCACUCGAUGGAACCUCCCUCCAUGCCUCGUAGUUGGGUGUGAAGCAAUCUCAGCCUUCCUUUUACGUCCAUCUGGUGUUACGAGAAUGGUCGGUCGGUAAUGUUGGUCUCUCUCUCUCUCUCUCUCUGUUUAGUAUCUGUCCAUUAUAAAGCUUGUUAUUUAUUGGUCCAAAUGGAAAGACUCCUUAAGAGUGCUCUAUAUUGAGGGGGCAAAUUCUAAGUAUUGGGUUGUUGGUUUGUUGGCUUGUUCUUUCUUGUAUAUAUUCUUUUAGAUAAUGUAUGUGGAACAGGCUUCAAAUGCAGCUCAACAACCUGUAGGUUUGUUAAUGUUGUCAUUCUGGUUAUGGAUAAGGGCCCUUUUCCUGUCGUCGAA